Molecule: messenger RNA, 747 nt
Organism: Daktulosphaira vitifoliae (grape phylloxera)
Lineage: Eukaryota; Metazoa; Arthropoda; Insecta; Hemiptera; Phylloxeridae
Exons: 4
Coding region: 1-747 (248 amino acids)
Source: RefSeq, a predicted model, not a curated record
AUGAAUGCUGCUUUAAGUGGUAGUAUAGAGUCUUUAAAAUAUGCACAUACAGAACAUUGCGAAUGGGAUGAAACAGUAACUGCAGCAGCUGCUUAUAAUGGGCAUAUAGAUUGUUUAAUGUAUGCACGUGAAGAAGGAUGUAAAUGGGACGAAAGAACAACUAGAGCUGCUGCUGAAAAUGGGCAUAUAGAAUGUUUAAUGUAUGCAUAUGAAAAUGGAUGCAAAUGGGAUGAAAGAUUUGAAUUUGAUGAAAGCAUAACUAUAGCUGCUGCAUCAAGCGGCUGUUUAGACUGUUUAAUAUAUGUUUACGAAAAUGGAUGUGGAUGUAUUAAGAGUCUAACUAUAGCAGCUGCAUCAAGUGGUAAUAUCGACUGUUUAAAAGCUGCUGCUGCAAGUGGUAGUAUCGACUGUUUAAAGUAUGUCCACGAAAAGAAAAGUAAUUGGGAUGAGGGUACAACUAGAGCUGCUGCAAAUGGACAUGUUGACUGCCUAAAAUAUGCCCAUGAACAUGGGUGUAAAUGGGAUGAAGGUACGACAAGAGAGGCUGCUGCAAAUGGACAUUUAGACUGCCUAAAAUAUGCCCAUAAAAAUGGAUGUAAUUGGGAUGAAGGUACGAUGAGAGAGGCUGCUGAAAAUGGACAUUUAGACUGCCUAAAAUAUGCCUAUGAAAAUGGUUGUGUAAGCGACGUAGACAUAACAAGAAUUGCUGAUUUAAAUAAACCAAAGUACUCAAAAUGUUUACCCUGA